GUCAGCUUCACCGGUACACGACAGUUCCAUCAUCAAUUCGCAAUGCAAAAAUCCUACAGUCGGAAAACGGCUUCUCGGUUCAGGACAGAAGAAGAACUCCAUCCACUGCCGGAAGAUACCGUAGAGUUUCGCUACAAAGGUCAACUGUUUUCGAUCCCUCGGAGCGAAUAUAACCGACCACUCACACAGCAGGAGGUUGAACAAUCUGAUUCUGUUGGAAGUGGGGAGCUUUUCCGACUUGUAUCUGAUGGUAGAACUCAACCAUCUGGCUCCGCACACAGCAGAAAAGAAAUGUCAGCAGAAUCUUCUAGAGCUCGUUUCAGCCAAGGAGAUGCAGGUCACCAAUCGUUGAAGAUGAAAAAUGCUUUAGACGAGAGUUUACAGUUCUUUAAGAAUUUGGAAGAAAGUUUCCGUCAAACUGCAAAUUUACCGGAAGAAAACUCCAGCAAGAAAACGGUAGAGGAAGACCCUAUUGCCACGGAUAACAUUUUUACGCUUGAAGACCUCGUCGAAAGCAAAGAGACUAUCAUUGAGCAACCAAUUACCAAGAACCCAUCCCAACAAACCGUAUCCCGUUCCGACUCCUGCAAAGCACCCAAUCCAUCUACCGAAAGCCUGAAACUGCGCAAACCCGAAGAAGUGACCGUGAAACUGUUUCAGCUUAAAUCCAAAGUGGUCAAUCUGAUCGAUCAGACCAUCAGCCAGAUCGAAUCGAACGAAGGGGAUGCUGCUGGGGUAGGGAAUCAUCCGAGCUCGUCUAUUCCACUACAUCCCAGUGGAGAUGGAUCGACGCUGGACUAUCGCCAACGCAACUUGGAGGUGUUGAAAACGGAUUCGUUUGUACGCAGCCGCAAGGAUAUCCGGUCCAAACUGUACCGGGAAAUUCGAACCGUUCUGAAGCGACUGGAGGAUUUGGAUAUGCUGGAGUAAGCUUGGGGUACUUUUACAAGAAGUUAUAUAUUUUAUAUUGAUUUAUAGUUGGAUGUAUCAAUAAACUUGCCAGG
Molecule: messenger RNA, 1004 nt
Organism: Aedes albopictus (Asian tiger mosquito)
Lineage: Eukaryota; Metazoa; Arthropoda; Insecta; Diptera; Culicidae
Exons: 2
Coding region: 43-930 (295 amino acids)
Source: RefSeq, a predicted model, not a curated record